AUGGCAAAUACACCACCAACUAAAUUACAAAAUGAUGCCUUGUAUGGUAUGCUUUUGUUGGCUGAUUUCAGUUCAAUCGUUGGUUGCUUAACUGUGUUGUUGGGAUUUUGGAGAUUAAAGCUUUUGCGUAAUCAUAUCACCAGAGUCAUCGCUUGUUUUUGCGUGACUUCGGCCAUCAAGGAUUUCGUGGCCGUCACCCUAACCCUAUCCAAAUCAUAUGCAACCAAUAAAUUUGCUUGUUAUGUUUAUGCUGUAGAUAUUACAUUUGGUUCUUUUAGUUGUUGGAUGUGGACUCUUUGUCUUGCAUUAAGUAUUUAUUUAGUAUUAGUACGUACACAUCAUGAACCAGAAAGAUUGGAAAAGUUUUAUAUGAUUGCAUCAUGGGGUUUACCAUUGAUUAGUUGUAUUAUUAUGGUGUCGGUCGAUGGUCUGGUGAUGAAUGUUGGAUCGUGGUGUUGGAUUGGACAACAAUACCAAGGUUACCGUUUCGGUUUGUUUUACAUCCCCAUGUUUAUCAUUUACGCCGGUGCUGUGCUCUUGACCGGUUUGACCAUGUACUACACCUACACUGUCAUCUACAAGAAUGAGCAAUCGACUAAAAAGGCCGAGCAUCGUAAAUACCAAUUCAAGUUGGUCAACUAUAUCGUCGUCUUUUUGGUGUGCUGGAUCUUUGCCGUCAUCAACCGUAUCCUCAACGCCUACAACCUCAACAUCUACGCCACCAAUCUCUUGCACACCUACCUCAGUAUUUCCCACGGCUUUUACGCAUCGCUCGUCUUUAUCUACAACAAUCCAGUCAUGUGGAGAUACUUUGUGUCCAAGGUUCUGUAUCCCUUCAAGUUGCUCGGUCUCUUUACCGAAACCUACCACUACUACAACAAGAACAAGCUCAACAACAAUUCGGGUACGGGCAACGUCUCCACCGACAAGCCACACUCGGGUGCCAUGAAGACCUGCGUCGCACCAAGUUUUUCGGCUAUGGAGCGUGGCGAGUCCUUCUUUACCGACUCUGUUGAAAUGUCCAUGAUGAACUCUAGCAUAUCUCCCAAUGGAUCCGGUGUUGCUGAUAAUAUUGAUGUCGUCCCCGCUCCCGCCGCCUCCUCCUCUACCGCUGUCACUGUCUCUGUCACCAACAGUAACGACGAUAAUAACCUAAAUAAUAAUUCUGAAAAUAAUACUAAUAAUAACAAUGAUAAUAACGAAAACAUUCAUCAUACAUUUGACAGUGGAGGUGAAUCAGAUUAA
Cavenderia fasciculata is the source of this 1245-nucleotide messenger RNA. RefSeq names its product G-protein-coupled receptor (gene carC). Gene Ontology annotation, cellular component: plasma membrane. The transcript has 2 exons. Lineage: Eukaryota; Evosea; Eumycetozoa; Acytosteliales; Cavenderiaceae. Gene Ontology annotation, molecular function: G protein-coupled receptor activity; cAMP binding. Gene Ontology annotation, biological process: cell surface receptor signaling pathway; adenylate cyclase-activating G protein-coupled receptor signaling pathway. The coding region runs from base 1 to 1245 and encodes 414 amino acids. The record is from RefSeq and is a predicted model, not a curated record.